CCCAGCCCGGCUCUGCCCCACUCCCAGCCAUGCCGUGGCCGCGAGCGGAGCUGUCCGGGCGGCUCCGGUACCGGGGCGGCUCCCGCGGGCCCUGCCUCAGUCUCCUGCACCUGAAACUCACCGACCCGGCGCUGCGGGCGCUGCGGGACUGUCAGCGGCUGCAGGGCUCAGCCCGGCCUGUCAUCGCCUUCCAAGGGAGCCAGGGGUACAUCAAGAUCCCCUGUGCCCUGGGCAGUCUUGGGGAAGGAGCUCGCCUCUUCACCUUCUACCUGUCCCGCUACAGCAAGGACAAGCCGCAGGCCAGCUUCGACUGCAUCCGGCAGUACAUCUCCAGGCUGGGUCGGAACCAGCUGGACUGUGUGGGCAGCAUCCAGGAGAAAAUCACCAUCUGUGCCUCUGAGGACUCGUACCAGCUGACGCGGGAGCGUGUGUCCCAGGUGGAGAAGGAGGCAUGGAGCAGAGCUGCUAUCGAGAUCAAGCCAGCAGCCCCAGGCCAUGGUAAAUGUGUUACCGUCCCAAAGAAGCUGGGCAUGAGCACCCCAUUGGGGAAGUGCCCUGCUGGGAGCCCUGCUCCAGGGGGCAGGAAAUGCAGCCCCAUGGGGACAGAUCGCAGGGUUCUUGUGAAAUGCCUAGUGCAGCUUCUGGCCCUGCGGCCCCACUGCAAACAUGAGCUCCUGGAGCGGCUGGACAGGGCACAGAUCAGCCUGAAGGACAGGGCCCAGCUGCUGCCCGUGCUGGAGGAGGUGGGGCAGCUGAACCCCUGGGAAAGCAGCUACAGUCUGAAGGAGGAGCUCUUUGGGCAAGUGCAGGAGGACUGGCUGGGCUACACGGCUGAGGAGCGGCAGCAAGUCAGGCAGCUCCUGCGCAGGAAACAGGCCCACGGAGCCUUGACCAGGCCCUUCUUGGUGCCUCUGGAGUGCCCGUCUUGCCAAGGUGCCAGCAAAAGGCCCUUGGGUGGGAAGCGGCUGGCACUGCUGGAUGCCUCGGACCCACAAGGGCGGAAGAAACCCUGUGCCCCAGAGCACCACCCCAGCUCUCUGGGUUCCCACCACAGACUGCAGGAGCCUGUCCUGGAGCAUCGGAGAGCCCAGAGCCAGCAGCAGCCAUGCCAGCUUCCCAGGCCCAGCGCAGAGCUGCGGAGCUCAGAGGAGGAGCCGAGCGAGGGGGAGGGAGGCGAUGACUGGGAAGAGGGAGCUCUGCGCCUGGAGCAGCACCUUUCUGCCCUGCAAGACAGCAGCUCCCAGGCAAGUCUCCCGGUCUCCUUCGCUGAGCUCCCAGAUUACUGCCGGAAAUACAGAGCCAUCUGCUCCGUGGAGCAGCAUCACGCCUACGUAGAGGCAUUCAGUGCGGAUUACGCAGAGUACCGGCGCCUCCACACCAGGAUCGGGCAUGUGAGCAGGACAUUCAUCCAGCUGGGAGCUAAAAUCAAAACGCUGCCGCGUGGGACGCAGGAGCAUAAGGCAGUGGAAGACAGGAUCUUACAGGAAUACCGGAGGUUCAAGCAGACGUACCCCAGCUACAGGAAUGAGAAGAACCGCUGCGAGUAUCUUCACCAAAAGCUGUCCCACAUCAAGGGCCUCAUCCUAGAGUUUGAGAAGACAGGGGCUGCCUAGGGGAGCCUCUGGUGCUCUGAGCCUGCAGGAAGUGCUCCCUGUUCUCCUUUCCCUUUGCAGGGGAGGAAGGGGUGGGGGUUAGUGAACUCUCCUAUAGUAGUAGUAGUUGCAGUCCCCCAGCCUAGUGUCCAAUGCAGCUAUUUGAUCUGAUCUGGGUUGGGGAGGGGUUUACAGGACAGAGCAUGUGGCUGCCCUAAAGUACAGAGAGUGGGUGAUGGUCUUAGUGAAUUGUCCCCUGUGAGCUGCUGUCCUACUUGUACUAGCUCCCAAGGGGCAUCUGGGGCUAGUAAUGCAGCUCCAGGUUAGGGGCAGCCUGUACCACAGAGCUCUGCCUGGGAAGGAAGGCUGCUCAGUCAGGGCAGGCUCCCUGGCUUCAGGCUUAUAACAGCCAGUGUGGAUCAUGCCAGCUCCAUGCAUUAGCCCAGCCUAUGCUGCCUGCUGGAGAAAUAGGCUUUUGCCAUCAAGUGGGACCUGCCACCUUCCAGCACUGGCUCCUUCCCCCCAGGAGCUUAGAGCAUGGCAGACCCUUGCCCAGCAGGGGCAAUUUCAAUCACUGGAGCUAAGGGUACCAUGCCCCUGGGGCAAUAGGAGGAAAGGGGUCGGUCUGUGCUGGGGUUUUAUGACUGACACCUGCUUGAGCAGUGUGUUGUAACAGGAGUUGAGGGGACAGGGAAGUGCCUCACCUUUCUUGACUGUGCAUGUGUAUCUCAACUAUCUAUCCCUGCUGCCAUCAGAACUGCCCUGGGAACCUGCUGACAUUGCUACAUGGAACUGCAAAGUAGGGGAUGGGGAGAGACGGUAAUGAUUGCAGGAGGAAAUGAGCAGGAGGAGUGGAGGCUCCGGAAGUUCUGCCUUGUUCCUGGGUUAAACGGUUCAUUGUACAAUGUGGAGGCAUGGGUGGCUGUGCCCUUCAGCCCUCUCCCAGCACCUGCCCGAGUUCCUCCUGCUUUCAAAGUAACUAGCCUACCCCAACCCAGCAGGAGAAACUGAUGUGUCAGGGCCUAACUGUGGGGCUGUAAGCGAUGAAACCCUUUGCCUUAAUUACCAGCUGGCCUCAGUGGAGAGGAUGGAGCCCUCAUGUACAGGCUCUGUUGCCUUGUCUAAGGAAGUAUGUGCACAGCACCAUGGGACUGUGCUGAGGGUUCCUAGGUGCUAUAUCUAAUACAAUCAUUUCUAAGCCCCUUAACCGAACUGCCUUGCUGCCAGGGAUGGGCCUAGGGUAGGUUAGCUGAAGGAUGUGCCUAGCUUGAGCAAACAGGAGUAUUAAUAUGAAUGCUCUACUGGCUUGAUGGAUAACAAGUCAUGGCUGACAAAGGCAAAGCCAGUGUGGGAGGUGGGAAGACCUUGUAAAUGCUAUUGUGCAAGCUACUGUAUCUAGAGCGUGC
Messenger RNA from Dermochelys coriacea (leatherback sea turtle), 2998 nucleotides. It is a transcript of the gene ELL3, whose product is annotated as elongation factor for RNA polymerase II 3. Gene Ontology annotation, molecular function: cis-regulatory region sequence-specific DNA binding. Gene Ontology annotation, cellular component: transcription elongation factor complex. Bases 30 to 1613 code for a protein of 527 amino acids. Gene Ontology annotation, biological process: positive regulation of transcription elongation by RNA polymerase II; snRNA transcription by RNA polymerase II; transcription elongation by RNA polymerase II. Lineage: Eukaryota; Metazoa; Chordata; Testudines; Dermochelyidae. The transcript is spliced from 13 exons. The record is from RefSeq and is a predicted model, not a curated record.